AUGGCCGAUAACCUGGCCCCUGCACUUCCGCAGGAACCUCCCACUUCACCCCAGGCUGGUCCCGUGGGCGCCGCCUCAUUCGGCCCCGGCGUCACAAGCGCCAAUCACGGCUACACAAGUGCCCAGUAUGUCUCAAGACAUCGUGCAUCCGUCCAGGUCGCCCCCGGGUCAGCCCCACUUCAGGGUGCCUAUGCAACCCAGCAGCCAGCGAGAUCGCCUGCCAAACCCUCUCAGCCCUCACUUCAGCAGCCUCUAUCACAAUACGCUCAACCUUCACUACAGCAACAGCAACUGGCUUCUCCUGGCUCUCAUGGACCGCCUCAAGGUUUCGUGGCGCCUCCUCCUCCUCCUUCUCAGAGGCCGCCUGUAUUAUCAUCGCCCGUCCAGCCAGGCCCGCCCACUUCCCUCCCAUAUUCACAACAAGGCAUCCAGCAGCCGGGACUAGGACCCGCCGCAGAUCCAUACUCACCUAGAUUCUCGACCCAGGGACCUUCCCGACCAGUGCCAUCUAUGCUUGGUGGGCCUGUCCGUCCUAACGGUCCAUCCAUGAGACCUCCUGGAGGACCUGGUUCUGGUGCAUAUUACGGCUCACCGCCUAUUCGCCCAAUGAACUCAAACCAAGGACAAGGAUAUCCUGGCGACUAUAGACCCGUUCGCACCACACCACCAGCUUAUUCGCAGAGACAGGAUGGCCCCAUGGGUAACGGAGGACCUGGAGGAAUGGGACCAGGACCAGGACCAGGGCCGGGGCUAGGAAUGGGACAUCGACCCCAAAUGCGUCCACCGCCUCAGCAGUCUUCCCAGGGAGGAUACCCAAUCGCCAGCCAAUUCUCAUCCAAUCGAUUCUCAACACAAUCGCUUCCAGGCUGGGAUCACGAAAAACCGUACGGCAACGGCCCAGCAGCCCAUCAUCCCAAUAUCCGCCCGCCACCUGCUUCAUGGAACGACCAACCUAGUCAGAACGGGGGCGUUCCCAUCACCCAUCGACGUGCCGCUUCCAACCAGAUUCAACCUACAUACUAUGGAGGUGACCACCAAGGGUUGGACAGACAACCGUCUGUUGCCUCCCAGUACAGCAACGGUCGUUACCCUCCUAAUAUUUCACCUGGUUACCAACAACAACCGCCAUUUCCUUCAAGUCCCAAUCGCCAAUUGGUUCGCCAUCAACUAUCCGACGCCCCCAUUUCUCCAACACCCCGACAUCACAACGGACAGCUCGGUUUCCCCGAAGGCCAUUACCACACCAAUGCGCCCUACCGGAAGCUCUCCAUUAGCGAGCAUUUGGACGGCGGUAGAAUCAGCCUGGACUCGACAGCAAGCAUAGAGUCUGGAUUUUCAAACCGCCAACCUGCGCUCUACCCGGCCCCCAACAUGUACAGUCGAGAUCCCGAGCCCGGCAUGGAUUUCCCUCCCAAUCGCCAGCGCUCUGCAUCAAAAUCAUCGACCUACUCGGGACACUCUGUUGCAUCGGAUUACUAUGCCGACUUUGACAGUAUAUCGGUGCCUCGUUCGACGACGCCCAAUGGCAGCUCGACUCCACAGAUUUCUAUCCAGUCGGCUCAAGGAUACCCUCCUGGUCGCACAGAUCCCUUUUCGAUGCGUGCACGUACUCCUUCUCCAGGUCGGGCUCGCCAGGGUUCCAAUCCUCCCCUGGCCAAUCGAUCAGCCAAUCCUCCCGUUUUCCUUGUCACCAGUCUCCCACAAUCAGAAGCUUCCCGCAGGAGUGCAGAGUACGUCCGGAUGCCGCCUGCCCAGGCCAAAAUUUCUCGUCUUCAAGGAGAGCGUUCGCAGUCAUUUUCUUCAUACAGCCCGCCAACUUUUGACCCAGCAGUGCGACAGGCUGCUCUGGGGUCAAUCUCCGCUGGCGCACUAGGACCACCAGCAGCAGUCAAGAGGCCUCCCAUUGUUUACCCAGCUCUGCUUUCACGUGUCGCCAACGCCUUUGUUCAACGGAUUACGACAUCCCCUCGCAUCAAGGACUCUAUUGAAUACAAGGACUGCUUUGACGGACGGGAUGCAGUGGACAAAAUUGCAUUUAUUAUCAAAACGACAGACAGGAAUUUGGCGUUGCUUCUCGGACGAGCUUUGGAUGCACAAAAGCUCUUCCACGAUGUGACAUAUGACCACCGACUUCGCGACAGUGUCAAUGAGCUGUACCAGUUCCGCAACAAGACGAUUACAGGAGGACCUCGCAUUCGCUCCAUGGAGUCCAUUGACUAUCGACCCUCUUACCCAGCACCCGAAGCCACGGAUGAGCUGGACACUGUCAAUGGUGUCUUUACCCUUUUGACAGACUGCUACUCUCCUACAUGCACACGAGACAAACUUUGCUACAGCAUCGCGUGCCCACGUCGUUUGGAGCAGCAAUCUCGGCUGAACUUGACGCCUAAUGGCGGCCUCAAGCGGGCGUUGAGCAGAUCGUCAUCCAAGGAAAAGAAGGAUCAGCGACUCUGGAUUACUUCUGUGCCAAAGGAAAUCUCGGAUGCCGUAUCUCUUGACGAGAAAAAACGUCAGGAAGUCAUCUACGAGUUGAUCUACACCGAGAAGGACUUUGUCAACGACCUGAAAUAUCUUAACGAUAAAUGGAUAACGCCAAUCCGGAACAUGGACCUGCUCCCGGAAUCGCGACGAGAAUCCUUUAUCGACAGAGUCUUUUACAACAUCAAGGACGUAUAUGCUGUCAAUUCCAAGCUUGGAGAGGCGCUUCUCAAGCGACAGCAGACGUAUUCUGUUAUACCCGAGGUGGGCGACAUCUUCCUGGAGCAUGUGGUCAACUUUGCGCCUUUUGUCUUGUACGGCGCGAACCAGAUCGAGGCCAAGUACGAGUUUGAGCAUGAAAAGUCCACGAAUAGUGCCUUUAGCAAAUUCGUCGAGGAAACGGAGAGGAGACCAGAGUCGAGAAAGCUGGAGCUGAACGGAUACUUGACCAAACCCACAACUCGUUUGGGUCGUUAUCCGCUAUUGCUUGAGGCGGUUCUCAAAUAUACCAAGGACGACAACCCAGACAAGACGGCGAUACCCCAGGUCGUCAACAUCAUCAAGGACUUUUUGCAAAAGGUCAACUUGGAGUCAGGAAAGUGCGAGAAUGCCUUCAACCUGCGACAGAUCAACAAGGGCUUGACAUGGAAGGGCGAGCCAAUGGAAUUGAACCUUCUUGCCAAGGAUCGCCAACUGAUCAUGAAGGGACCACUCAAGAAAAAGGGAACCAGCUCUGAGCAUGCCGACAUUUACGUGUUCCUCUUUGAUCAUGUUCUCCUGCUGACCAAAGAGAAGAAGGGCAAGGGUCCCGAGGGCUACAAGGUCCACAAGCGACCCAUUCGUCUGGAACUCUUGACACUUUCGACCAUGGAAGAACCUGCGAUGAAGUCAUCUCGUCGAACAUCGUCGUUGAUACCACACAAACCCUCCCACGCCAGCAAUGUUGUCGCCAAGAUCACACCCACCUCGAACCCACUGUCCAAGAUCACCUCCGACAAGUCAGGGUUCCCCAUCGUAUUUAGUCACAUCGGACGUCACGGAGGUUCGUUCACUCUGUACGCCACCACGCAUGCUGGACGGAAAAACUGGAUGGACAGGAUCCAAAAGCAGAUUCAGGCGCUGAAGAACAAGGCCGACUCGUGGAAACUUCUUCCAGUCUCCGAGAGGUACUUCCCUGCCAGCAACAAGGUCAACUGCUCCUCGACUUAUGACAAUGGAAAGCGUCUCGUUAUCGGAACAGACUCUGGCGUUUUUGUUGGCAAGCCUAAGGGGCACUUUAUCAGAGUUUUGCCACGCGAGCGCGUCUCACAAGUCGAUGUCAUGGAGGACGAGCGCAUCUUGCUUGUGCUCGCAGAGAAGCACUUGCUUGCCUAUGGACUCGAGGCGCUCGAUCCCAACGACCCCAACAACCCCAACAAGAGAGGCAAGAAGCUGGGAUCCUCUAUCAGUUUCUUCAAGACUGGUGUUUGCCAGGGCAAGACCCUUGUUGGAACUGUCAAGAAUUCAAGCAAUGCUUUGGAUUCCAACUCCAGCAUCAAGACUCUUGAGCCGAUCGAGCAGGACGGUUCCAAGAAGAACAAGCACAUGUUCAGGACCAUGCUUCGUGGAGGCAACAGCGAAAUGUUCAAGGUUCACAGGGAGUUCUACAUUCCCCGUGAGGUCACUUCGCUUCAUUUCUUGAGAAACACGCUCUGUGUUGGAUGCAGCAAGGGUUUCGAGCUCAUCGAUCUCAACACCAACACACAGGAAUUGCUCGACAAGAGUGACCCCACCCUAGACUUUGUCCACAAGAAGGAUGAGAACCUCAAGCCUCUUGCCAUUUACCGUAUUGGAGCUGGCGACAGCUUCACCUUCUUGCUUUGCUACGAAGAAUUCGCAUUCUACGUGGACAAGAUUGGUCGUCGGGCGCGCAAUAAUUGGAUCAUCCACUGGGAAGGAAUGCCCACCUUCUGCGCACUCUCAUUGCCAUAUGUCAUUGCCUUUGACCCUUCGUUCAUCGAGAUCCGUCACGUUGAAACCGGCGAUCUUGUGCAAAUUAUCCCCGGAAACAACAUCCGUUGCCUGCACCACAUUGCCAACCAACCCGGCGCUAUUCAUGUUGUCAUGACGGAUGAGGAAGGUGAUUACCAGACGAUCACCAGACUGUGCCUUGAGUCUCAAAUUGCCGACCUUAUUGAUUCGGACGAGCUAGAGGAUGACUUGGCGCCACCACCUUACGCUUCGGCCACGAUUGUCGAGGAGGAUGAGGAACCAUCCACGCCUGAGGAGGAGAAGGGAACGUCCUUGUUGGACGAUGAUGACGAUCACAACUACAGCCCGACAGAUGGAUCGUACCACCCCUCAGCGCUCAGCCGGAAUCUCAAGCGGUUGACGCUUGAUUUCGGCGAAGGGUUUGAUAUUGGAUCUAAUUCUCCAGACAGCCCCCAGAGUUUCCAAGAGAUUCUGGAUAUUGGAUCUGGUGGGAUUGGUCAUAGCGGAUCAUCGAGUUCUUUACCCCUCAAGGACGACGUGAACACCAACGGGCAACGACCUACCUAUAUCUGA
Molecule: messenger RNA, 5022 nt
Organism: Linnemannia hyalina
Lineage: Eukaryota; Fungi; Mortierellomycota; Mortierellomycetes; Mortierellales; Mortierellaceae
Source: the annotation of a GenBank genome assembly